ACCGCCUACUGCUGCAGCCUGCCUUCCUCCCUCCAUCCCUCCAUCCUCCCCGCUUCCCACCUCACAUCGCUCCCUCGUGUAUCCCUCCUCCUACAUCCCUCCCUCCUGCAUCUCUCCCUCCUGCAUCCUUCCUCCAGCAUCCCUCUCUCCACUCCUCCCUCCUGCAUCCCUCCCUCCUACAUCGCUCCCUCGUGUAUCCCUCCUCCAGCAUCCCUCCCUUCUGCAUCCCUCUUUCCACCCCUCCCUCCUGCAUCCCUCUUUCCACCCCUCCCUCCUGCAUCCCUCCUCCUCCAUCCCUCUCUCCACCCUUCCCUCCUCCCUCUGCCUGCGCAGAGCCGCGGACAUGGCGCUCAGCAAUUUCCUCUUCGCUCAGUGCAUCUGCUAUUUCCUGGCCUUCCUCUUCAGCUUCAUCGUGGUGGUGCCACUCUCCGAGAAUGGCAACGACUUCCACGGCCGCUGCCUGCUCUUCACCGAGGGCAUGUGGCUCAACGCCAACCUGACGGUGGAGCGGCAGCGCUUCACGGUGCAGGAGUGGGGGCCCGAGGCCGCCUGCCGCUUCAGCAUCUUCACCGGGCUCCUGUCCCUGCUGCUGGCCACAGUGCAGGCCUGGAGGACCCUCUUCUUCCUCUGCAAAGGGCACGAGGACUCUUUCUUUUACGCCUUCCUGAAUCUGCUGAUCAGCGCCUUUGUGGUGUUCAUCACAUUUAUUGCCAGCACUAUAGUGAGUGUAGGAUUUAACAUGUGGUGUGAUGCAAUUACUGAAAAAGGAAGCAUGCCAAAUAGCUGUGAAGAGUUGCAGGAUAUAGAUCUUGAGCUGAACUUGGAAAACUCUGCUUUCUAUGACCAGUUUGCUAUUGCACAGUUUGGUCUCUGGGCUGCCUGGCUGACUUGGCUGGCAAUUACCAUCCUGGCUUUCCUGAAGGUUUAUCACAACUACAGGCAGGAGGAUCUGCUAGACAGCCUGAUCCAUGAGAAGGAGCUGCUGCUAGGAAGAUCCCCUUCACGAUCCUCUUUGCAAGAUGACAAAAGUGGCAUGAUCUAAAGUGUAAGCAAAUUUCCAGGGCAGGAUCUAGAUUUUAUUAUUCAGUAAUGUGAGCUGAAGUUGAGUCAGGGUAUUGAGUGUGUGAGAUCUUUUCUUUUCCUGAAAUGAAACGUAAUUGUGAAUUACUCACUUCCCCCAUGAGAAAUUGUUGGCAGAAAUACUGAUAUUAAGAUAAAGAGAAUGAACUACCCUAUGUGCCUGUGACACAGCAAAAUUUCUGUCCUGUGCAGGCAAAAUUUGUAACCUGCCCUUGUCAGCAGAGCUCCCACGUGCCAUCGCUGGCUUUUGGGACAUUUCUGAGGACUGAGCUGGCAAGACCAGGCUACAGCAUCCAGGCUAUUUCUUCAAACCAUUCUUCAACAAUAGAUGUAACUGGAGCUGCAUUCAGUCCCUGCUCUCUCCCUCUCCUCCCUUUUGCCAGUGGAGCUGCCCCUUGUGGUGUUUUUAUCCUGGGAAGCUGCAGCUCUGGUUGGGAUGCUCUCACUGUCUCUGCUUUUGCCAUGUGUGGAUACAGUGCUGACAAACAUGUUGCUCCUGCUCUGAUUUUAUUUCAAACAUAGAGACCUAUGUUCCAGACUUGAUAUUUAAUAUUGGACAGUGUUAAUGAAUUCCAUGAAACCUGUGUAUUACUAUAGCACCUGUCAAAAACUGUGUAUAAUAUGGAAGGAUGAAGGAGAACAUUUUUGUCUGGUUGUGGCUUUGUUUCUUCUUAGAUUUUGGCAUGAGCAGCAUUUAUUAUGACUCCUGAAGUGAACUGUAGCUAGAAAUUGCUGAAGCUUGCAUACUAAGAAAUUAAGCUGAAUAGAUAGUAAUAAUGCUUGUGCAUUUAUAAAUGUAACUUGGUCCCUAACAUUGUAUACUAUUCUGUUUUGAAUAUUAGAAUUUAUUUGUGAUAUUUAUUUCAUAUAGGGUGUGCAAAAUUACUGUAAGCAUUUGCAUUGUAGGUUUCUAUAUAUAAACAUAGCAAGGAGUUCAAAGAGCUGAGUUAUUUUAUUGAUAGUUCAGUGCUGAAUGAGUCCAUUCUCCCCACUCAUGGGCAGGAGUUCCAGGGCAGAUAAAUUUUGCUGUGAAAAGGAUAAAGAAUUGCUGUUUACACAAAGCUCACUGGUGACUGUGUUGUUGCUUUCAGUUUUAUUUGGCCAGUGCUUCAACAAAUCAGGUGGAUUGUUGAGAUCAGAGGUAGCUCUGAUAAUUAAGAAGAGUCACUCAGAGGAGUGUGGGAUUUGCAUGGCAGAGAAGUAAAGCUGUGCUAGGAUUAAGCAUUUAUCCCCAGGUACCAUUGCACAGAAGGCCCCAAAUCAGCAGAAAACUUAGGCAAACAACUAAGUUUGGACUGAAGAUUUUUUUGGGAGUACACUGACACUGCCUGUGGUACCUGUGUUUGAGUUGAGACUGAAUUUAUUGUAACAGAAGUGCAAACCACACAUGAUUAUAUGACCUGGUAAAUCAGAAUGAGGGGAGAGAGGACAGCAGGCUUCUCCCACAGCAGAGCUCAAGCCUGGGGUUAGCACAACCAUGCAGAUUUACUGUUGGCUUCUAGGGACUCUCUGAUGCUUAGCUAAGUACCAACUUAAGCAUUUCAUUGCAACAGAAUUUCAUGUCAUGACAAAUCCCUCAAUUAUGAAGCAUUUUAGGGCAUAAAAUCUGACAUUGUAUUUAAGUGCCAAAAUGUUCUCAUAGGUUUAGAGAAAAAACCCUCCAUGGGCCCUAAGCAGUAAUCCAGCCCUGUGAAUAUUGCUUACAGCCCCAGCUGAACACUGCUUAUAGCCACAGCUCUCUGUAGAGAGGCCUUGUUCUUCAGCAUGAUUUCUGCCCUCAAGAGAAUGCAAUUCCUCUGAAAGCUUUGCAGCAGUGGCAUAUUUUUAUUAUUUUUUUUUGUAGUUGGGAGUUGACAUCAGAGGAGGACUCUUGGAGAGGGAAUCAGAGAUCAAGUUAAUUAUUUGCCAGUUUAAAAUUCGGAUAUCAGGACUGUCAGAGUGCCUUUUUAAAAAUUCAUUUUGUCUAAUAAUUUGGAUAUUAAGAAAAGUCUCUUCACUGAAAGGGUUGUCAAGCACUGGAACAGGCUGCCCGGGGAAGUGGUGGAGUCACCAUCCCUGGGUGUAUUUAAAGGAAAGGUGGAUGUGGUACUGAGGGACAUGUUUCAGUGCUGGCCUUUGCAGUGCCAGGUUAAUGGUUUGACUGGAUGAUCCUAGAGGUCUUUUUCAACCUAAAUUACUCUGUCUCUAGUAGGAGAUACACUCUUGUAAGUACCUGAGUCCCUUGCCAGGGAAUGUUCUUCUUCAUACCCUGAAGAAGAGCUUGGGUCUUGCAAGUUAGCCUGUUUUCCCAGUUUCCCCAGUUGCCCCAGUUUUUCCAGCUGUGAAAGACAGUCUCACUUUCACUCAGCAGUGAUGGCUCUUGCCACAAAUUACCUCCAUGCAUGCCUUACUCCUUGUGUGGAACCAUGAUGCUGCUUUGUAUAAUAUAUUUUAUGAAUAUGCCAAAUCAGACUUAAGCUGAAGUGAGGGGUGGGUUGAGACCACUGUUCCUGGUGUUUCCUGAGGGUUUGAAGAACCAUGAGACAGAAGAUAACAGGUGUCUUCUUGUGGUUCUUGCUCUGAGGUACCAAGGCCCAAACUUUGCUUCUGAAAGAGAGGAUGCUGCUUGUGGGUGAGGCUGUCUGGAGCUUGUGCUCUCUUCUACCUCUCCUGUCCCAAGGUCUUUUUCCUCCUUUCCACUUCCCUGAGGAACAGCAAAUGCUGGUCCUGGGUUUGGAGUUGCCAUGCAAAAUGGAAAGAGGCUGAAGCUCUCCUAUGAGUCCCAUGUGAAUGGGGCUGUUUUUCACAGCUUUCCCAUACCAGUCUGGUUUUCACAGCUUCCCUGCCUUCACCAGAGCUGGUACCUCCUGACAAGAUCAGUGAUGCUUAAAAGCAGAACUGUUUUUGAUGGAAGCACCUGUGUGAGUCAGAAGGCCGAGCAUGUAGUGAGAAGGCUGACCCAAAGGGAGGAAGGGUAUCUUGCAACUCCCAGUUUUUGGACACACUUGGUGUUUUUUUAUUUGCACUAAGUUUUCUGCAACAUCUUCUCCUAAAGCUUAGGCACUCAGGCCAAGCUGGUGGUGCCAAGCUGGAAAUGUGUAAGAAUUGUGGUGUAAUUUAUACACAAACACAUACCUACCUGUGUUAUAAUUUAUGCACACAUCCAUACCUACCUGUGGUAUAAUUUAUGCAUACACACAUACCUACCUGUGUUAUAAUUUGUGCACACAUCCAUACCUACCUGUGGUAUAAUUUAUGCAUACACACAUACCUACCUGUGCUCUCUCUCAUGCACUUCUCUCUUUUGUACAUUUCUGACGCCUGAUUUUAGUCACCCAUUGCCAGUCAGCAUAUCGUGGGGCUGAAUCAAAUUUUGCAUUUCUGUGACAUUUCAAUACCUUUAAUUUGCCAUGUCCAAAGGCAGGGAACACUCUAGCAAGAGUUGUAUUCAAAGAACUAGAACACUGUAUGGUACUUAUACUGUAUUUAUUUAUUUAUUGUCACAUGGUGCAAGGGGAAAAAGCUUUGUGGCCUUUCCAAGGCACUGGGCUGUUGCCACACUAUUACUCUGUUGUACCAAAUAAAUUUUCUGGCUAUCAUCUGCGGUUAAAUUCCCCACCAAUUCCCUGCCAACAGUCCUCAUUGGGCUGGGAGAAUCUGAACUAACAAGUAUCAUCUGAGCUUUUAGACUAAUGCUGUUUCUUAUUAUUUUUUAUAAUGGAGAAACAAUUGGAGCCAUCUUUUGGAACAGAACUUCCUCAUGAGUGCAUUCAUGCUCAAAACAUCUUAUACCACUAACUCAUGAGGCAUCUUUGAGCUGGGAAAUUUCAGUGGGAAUCACAAAAAUAAGAGCAUGAUGAUUUACUGUAAAAACUGCAGGACACAUUUGUACUAUAUCAGUGAUUCUAUGGCCCCUUAAAAAAGGAGGUGUUAUAAAAACCAGUGAUGAAUGAUUGAGUGUACAGACCUUGUCAUGAAAGCAUUCUCAGUGUGUGUACAAUGUACACAGAUAAAUGCCAGUUCCACUGCUCUUCUGUGAUGUGGAUACAAGUUCUUCUCUGAACAAGCAGCUUUGGCUGGACUAGUUGUUAGAAUGCCUUAAAUUUCUACAUUUCCUUUUACUCAGCACUGGGACUUGUGCAAUGACAAUGAAAAAGAUGACAAUAGUUAUUAUGAUACCCAGAGGUGGAAUUGAUGUGGGCAGAGUAGGAGAGCACUGGCCAAUGCAUAACCUGCCAAAGGCUGAGAUGAGUUUCUAAUGCAGGUUUGCAGGUGUUUUAAUUCUUCCCUUUUAUCUGAAUAACAUCCUGCUGCUAGUCUAAAUUAGUCCAGGUGGGAACAAAGUCAGAUUUCCCUUCAAGGCCUUCACUCCCCAGCAUGGAACAUUGCUGAUUUAACCUGUGUAGUGUUCAGGAUGGAAGCAGAGUUGCAAGGAAGAGGAGCUGACACUUCACAGUCAUGUUGCACACAAACCUGGUAUUGGGUAUAUGUGGGUUUUGUCAUCUCCCUUUUUCAAAGCCUUCUCAAACAUAUUGUAUGUAAAAUCACUUUUACCAUUUAAAUUAUAACUUUAGCAAAAAUUCAGGCAGUAAUUUAUACUGGAAAGACUGUCAGUACCUUGUGAAAAACCAAUCUGGAUUAUGGCAAAAUUUUGGGUUUUUUUCUGUAUCAAUGGCCUGAGUAUCCUUGAGUGAAUGAGCAUCCUGGCUGUGUCCAGAUCCUAAAUCUGUGCCUCAGAUCAUUUCCUUUGCUGAUGGAAAGAGCCCAUUUUUAUCUCUUGGAAUCUUUGCUUAGGAGACCACAAAUAUCCUUUCCUUCUGGUUAGGCAAUCUGGGAAAAGAGGAAGGCUUUACCUGUAGUGACAAAAUACUCAUGUAACUUCUUAAGCACAGAAAUUUUUUUCAGACUAUUUCUGUUCAUGGCACUAGUGCCUUGAAUUACAUAUUUCUAUUUUUGUCCUCCAUAAGAAGGAGGAAAACUAUCCUGAGUUGUAUUUUAGUACUCACAUACAUGCACCUAAAUGUUUGAUUUUUUUAAAUGACAAAAUUCAACCCUGUGAUUUAUGAAGUUAAGAACUGCACAGAAAACAGGACUUUGAUGCUCUCUUGAUGUAGAAGGGAACUGCACUCUCUCAGAAAAACUAUCUUUGUUUCUGAACAAACAGGAGGUUAGAACUAGAAUUUACUUAAGAUAUUGUAAAUACUGCUUUAUUUCAGUGCAGGUACUUUAUGAAUAAUGUCUUUGCAUCCUGUUGUUGGGAAGAGUAUUAGCAUAGCCAUGCUUUCUCUUUAGUUUUUUUUUUUUGUCCAUGCCAAAGAGUGUAAUUGAACUGCUAUUGCAAACAUAAAUUAAUGUGAAUGUAUGCACCCCAGUGCUUAAAGGUCUCUACCUCUCACAGCUACUGAAACUGCUUGAAAAAAAAGAAAAAAAACCCUGAAUCCAUGUGAGAGUUUAAAUCCUAUUUCCAUAGACAGCUAAAGGAUUUAGGAUUUCAUGCUUAUUAGCUUGCUGUAAAAUCCUCAUUGCUAAAAACCAGGCAUAAGUACCUGAGAAGUGCUUGUGAAUAGCACUUUGCAUUGGUCAAAUAAUGAUAUAAUUUUAGUUUGGGAUUUUUUAAUUUUUUUUUUCUCACCAAAAUAAAAAGACAUCAACAGCAAUUUGUUAGAUGUGACAGGCUAUCCUUGAUCCCCCUUGAAUCCUCCUGCUGGAGCUCUUCUACUUGGAAUGAAAUUCCUAAAUAACAAUUAUUUAAAGUGCUGGCUCUGGUGUUUAUCAGGGAGAUAAACUACUUGGAAGCAAGAGCUGCUCACUGAAAUAGCUGGAAUUAUUUGUAUGUGGUGGAAACCCAACGUGAGAAGGUUUUGUUCCCCCUUGCCACUUGACUGUGUUGUAAAGUGAGGGUUGAGCCAACCUGCCAGGAGGUGAGAAUGAUGAUUUGUAAGUACUGUUGGCAUCUUGGAUGAUUUCUCACACAAGUGGGUAAACUGUCCUGAGACUAAACUACUCUUUAUCUCCUCCUUAUUUUCUCCUUGUUUCCCCCUAGAUUUGGGCAAAUUUGACUCCACUGUGGAUACAGACUCUGAAGUGUAUUUAUGAAUGUGAGAAAAAUCGCAGUCUCUGUGGAAAAUUUUGUCAAAAAAUUAAGAAAAGCAGUCAAGGAUUUUCCCUGUUCUCAUUCAACCUCUCUGGAUUGUGCCACUGAACCCUUCCCUUUACAUAAGCCAGGCCUGAUUUGGGUGGUGUGUUGCCUUGGGAGGUGUCCAAGGCUGGUGCCACCAGUCUCUCCAGGAACCUGGUGGAAUUAAAUGAGUGCUAUGUUAAACCAUAAAAAAACUGUUUGAAAACUGUCAUGGUAUCCCACAUUACACAGUCCAGACCUCUUCAGCCCAUCUCUCCUGCAGCAGAGAGAAUUUCUUCUCCCAAUUAACACUGAAAUCCAGCAGUCUGUGUCUGAAACACAGCACAUCUUCCUGGAACACGCAGGAUCUGGGUUGCAUCAGUGAAUCCAUUCUAUUUUCUAGGCUGCUGCAACACUUUUAGCCAUGGUUAUUGAAACAGGGUUCAGCAUUUGCCUUCAUAAGCUUCUGGCAGCCUCCUUAUUAAACCCCAUUCUUUGAGAGCAGCAGGCAGCCCCUUUGCUCUGGGGUGCUGAGAAAUUUUGUACUCAACAGAAUCCUUCUGGGGGGCACCACUCCACUGGGGUCCACAGCCAGUGCACACUGAUGGCAUCAGAGCAACUCUGGUCAAACACACUCUAAUUAAAACAGCCCAAGCUACACAACUGAGGAAUCAAUAUAUGAUGAUCUGAAGUACACUCCAGAGAGGUUUUUGAAUGUUUAUAACCAAAAUAAAAAUAACAAAACACCCCAACAGUUCCACUGAACUUUCCUCCCUCUGCAUCCUUAAAUCUUCAAAAACAUUUCUGCAAACUUCAGAGAGGAUUUUAUUGCUAUCAAGCUGAUUGGGUCUUGUCUCUCACAUCCCUUCCUAACAGAGGUAUGACACGACAGUGGCAUCAGUCUGUACAGUGCAUUUCCUGUGAGGGAUUUCAGCUUUUGGGCUGUGACAGGAGGGAGUGGUAUUGACACUUUUUUCAGCCUCUGCUUGGCCUGCUCAGCCCCUACCUGCUUGUGUGGCCUCACAAACUGCAGAGCAUCCUCUUGAAGCAUGUGCUGACCUUAAGUCAGCUUCUGGAGAGAGCCAGCUGUGCCAGCUGUGCAGGUAUCUGGUGUGAAGGUGCUGACAUUGCCACCAGGUUUGGAGGAAAGCAGAUCCAGAUACCCUGCUGCCCUUUGUCCAGUGCAGCUCGUGAUUUGCACAGGGAAGCGCUGACGGUUCCCAAAUCUCUGUAGAGUUGGCAUUUGUGAGGACAGCUCAUUAGCUCCCAUAAUUUUAAAAGGUUUAGUGGUUUUGUGUGUACCACCUGCAAAGAUCUGAAGCAGAUCUUUCUUGCUUGUAAGUCAGUUCAGAGCCUGAAAGCAUUUCAGCCUCUCUGAAAUAUGCAUCCUCUGAUGUAUGAACUCAAGAGCUCCUGUCUCUUACAGCCACCUGGGAAAAGCUUUGUAAGAGUCUAGAUGAUCCAAUUUUAAAUGUUUAAAUUUUUUUUUUAAUGCUGCUUAAGAAGUUCCUACAGUGGGUAUUUGGGGAGAAAACAGAACACUUUUUCAUAAUUUGUUUAACCACUGAAAGCAGUUGAGGAGCAGAUCCCUCACCAGUGUACAUAGAUUAUCCUGUGAGCAGCUACACCAGUCCACAGAAGCUGAGGGUAGAGCCUGGCCUGUUUUGAAUAUUAUCUCUAUUUGUAUGGUGUUUUGCAGUGUAAUGACUGCUUUAAUUGCAUGUGUUUGACAAAACCAGAAAGGGAGUGAGGUUUAUUAUUGUUUUGAUACAGUCUCAAAAGGGAAGCUUUUUACUAGCAUUUUAAUACAGCCCUUUGUAAACACCCAGCAAAGAAAAAUACUGAAUCCAAUCCUUCUGCUAGUGCAGUCACUGAGUUUCCUGUGGCUUUAGUAGGAGCUGGGCUGGGUUCAGUGUAUGUGGUACUCUCCAGCAUUACUGAUGAUGAGUUAAUGUGUUUUAUAUAUUGAUGCUUUUUGCUGAACAGUGCAUCGGCUUUUUAUGAUUUGGUGAAAUAUAAAAAUAAAUUAUUUGAAAAUUCA
Molecule: messenger RNA, 9218 nt
Organism: Melospiza melodia melodia
Lineage: Eukaryota; Metazoa; Chordata; Aves; Passeriformes; Passerellidae
Gene: TMEM179
Product: transmembrane protein 179
Exons: 4
Coding region: 344-1042 (232 amino acids)
Source: RefSeq, a predicted model, not a curated record